Messenger RNA from Trachymyrmex septentrionalis, 747 nucleotides. RefSeq names its product probable low affinity copper uptake protein 2. Gene Ontology annotation, cellular component: plasma membrane. Gene Ontology annotation, molecular function: copper ion transmembrane transporter activity. The transcript has 4 exons. NCBI's taxonomy places the organism in Eukaryota, Metazoa, Arthropoda, Insecta, Hymenoptera, Formicidae. Bases 83 to 673 code for a protein of 196 amino acids. The record is from RefSeq and is a predicted model, not a curated record. Gene Ontology annotation, biological process: intracellular copper ion homeostasis; copper ion transmembrane transport.
CGCGAUAUACGCGUGGCUUAUCAGUCGUCAUGAUUGACUCUUACCAGUCGAGGGUGUACGAGAAGAAAUUGAGAUAAUUAAGAUGCAUAUGUGGUACUGGUUUGGUACGGAUCUGAGCAAUUUUUUGUUUCCGGGAUAUAAUGUUAAUACGAUAUGGGGUUUGGUGGCGACAUGCUUUGGCUUAGCUGCCCUCGCAGUUCUGUACGAAGCCAUGAAGGUCUCCCAGAUCCACCUGCAACAGACUGUGAUUAGACCCAUAUCUCGAACAACCUCGGCCUCCUCAGAAAACUCGUCCCUCCUAUCCAGAGUCACGCCAAAGAACUUUAGAUCAUACACAAGAUGUGGAAACUGCUCAAGAUGGACACUGCAAAUGUUGCAUUGGUCUCUUCAUACUACGCUCGGUUAUAUCCUGAUGUUAGCUGUUAUGACAUACAACGCAUAUAUCACCAUCGCCCUUGUAAUCGGAGCGUGCAUUGGAUACGGCAUAUUCGGUCCUACACUUAUACAAUUAAACAUGCAAUAUUUUCAUCGUAAACAAGCAGUUGUGGAAUGUGAUAAGAAUUGCGAAGAUAUUGUCGCGAAUCUACAGAGACGCGAAUCUGCUGUCUCUAUCGUUGCGGAACAAUUAGUUACAGAAGCAAAUAUCGAGAUUCACUUACAGAGAGAUGCAUGAGUAUGACAUCAAUUAUUAUCUAGAAAAGUCUAAUAUUAUUUAGGAUAUUGUUAUUGUUAUCAUAUAUUAUAUGU